Messenger RNA from Prinia subflava (tawny-flanked prinia), 954 nucleotides. RefSeq names its product homeobox C8 (gene HOXC8). Gene Ontology annotation, molecular function: DNA-binding transcription factor activity, RNA polymerase II-specific; RNA polymerase II transcription regulatory region sequence-specific DNA binding. The record is from RefSeq and is a predicted model, not a curated record. Gene Ontology annotation, biological process: regulation of transcription by RNA polymerase II. NCBI's taxonomy places the organism in Eukaryota, Metazoa, Chordata, Aves, Passeriformes, Cisticolidae. Gene Ontology annotation, cellular component: nucleus. Bases 182 to 913 code for a protein of 243 amino acids. The transcript is spliced from 2 exons.
CCUCUUCACACUCAAUCCCCCCGCACUUAACCCUUUUUAAAUCAGCUUUUUUUCCGCAUUUAAUUUUUUUCUCUUUCUCUUUUUUCGACGCAUCACUUUUUUUCCCCCUUCCUCUCUCUCUCCCCUUCUUCCCCCACACACACACACACCUUCCUCGCCGCGCCUGCAUGCGGGGCGGGCCAUGAGCUCGUACUUCGUCAAUCCGCUCUUCUCCAAGUACAAAGGCGGCGACGCGCUGGAGCCCGCGUACUACGACUGCCGCUUCCCGCAGGGCCGCGGCCACGCCGUGCUCUACGGGCCGGGCUCGGCCGCUCCCUCCUUCCAGCACCCCUCGCACCACGUCCAGGACUUCUUCCACGCCGGCUCCGCGGGCGCGCUCCCGCCGGCCUCGGGCUACCAGCAGAACGCGCCCUGCGCGCUCCCGUGCCACGGGGACGCCUCCAAGUUCUACGGGUACGAGGCGCUGCCGCGGCCCGCGCUGUUCCCGCAGCAGGACGCGCCCGCGGGGCCCUACGGGGACUGCAAGAACAACGGAGCGGCCGAGGGGCAGCAGGGGGGGCCCCUGGGGCAGGGCGCGUCCCCCCCCGGCCUCAUGUUCCCCUGGAUGAGACCGCACGCCCCGGGCCGGCGCAGCGGGCGCCAGACCUACAGCCGCUACCAGACGCUGGAGCUGGAGAAGGAAUUUUUAUUUAACCCGUACCUGACGCGCAAGAGGCGCAUCGAGGUCUCGCACGCGCUGGGGCUCAGCGAGCGCCAGGUGAAAAUUUGGUUCCAGAACCGGCGCAUGAAGUGGAAAAAGGAGAACAACAAGGACAAACUGCCCGGGGCAGGGCGCGACGAGGAGAAAAACGACGAGGAAGGCAACGAGGAGGAGGAGAAGGAGGAGGAGGAGAAGGAGGAGAGCAAGGACUGAGCCCGGCUCGCGUCGGAAUUUUUAUUUUUAUUUUUAUUUUU